Spea bombifrons (plains spadefoot toad) is the source of this 1076-nucleotide messenger RNA. RefSeq names its product chromosome 12 C1orf159 homolog (gene C12H1orf159). The record is from RefSeq and is a predicted model, not a curated record. NCBI's taxonomy places the organism in Eukaryota, Metazoa, Chordata, Amphibia, Anura, Pelobatidae. The transcript has 8 exons. Bases 5 to 643 code for a protein of 212 amino acids.
GUACAUGUUUGUAACCAUUUCUUCUUACUUUAGAAUGGCUGUGCCGUGCAUCAUUCUCCUUGGCAGAUUCAUAGUGGAUUCUUUGGGAGAGUCGAUGGUAACAUCGCCUCGAGUGUCAGAAUGCUGCGCUGAGAAACUGGAUUUAAACGGCUCCUGUCCGACGGGCCGCAGGUGCAGUCCAGGAUGUUAUCGCCUUUUGGCAGAUGAUGGAAGAAGCACCUGCGUUCCGUGCAGCAAUGAAACCAGCCUGAGCGUGGAAAUCACCUACAAUGUGACAGAGUGCAGGAACAUGAGCUCUCGUACCAUAGACUUGCACAUGAACACCAGCACUCCAUCUGUUGCCCACAACUUAGGCAGCCCAGGGGUUGCGGCCUCUCUACUGUUGGGUAUACUCCUCAUCAGUCUCUUCCUCAUACUUUCAGUAGCCUCAUUUUUUUAUCUUAAGCGUUCUCAGAAACUACCAGAAAUGUUCUACCGGAGAAAUAAGGCGUCAAUCUUGCAGCCUAGUGAAUUGGCAUCCAUGAUUCCAGAUCCAAGAUCAUCAGUAAGGAAGCCAAGAUACGUCAGACGAGAGAGAAGGCCGACCACAACAAACCCAGUGUUGCUGAAUCCACCAGAAGAUACCACUGUGAGCAAUGUAUAGACUCUGGCCAAAAAAAGUUCAGCAGUCAAACCUUUUGGAGUGGGAAUAAGAUCAUGGCUAAUGGAACAAUUAGGAGUGGGGUUUUUUUGCCAAAAGAAGUGUUUCAAGACGUACAAAGUAGCUUCUCAGCAUCAAAGGAAAUCCUCGCUCUGUGUAUAAAGUUUUGAGGUAUGAAAGAAUUGGCCGUGCAGCUGCACAACAUUUCAAGGAUUACGCCAGUCUCUGUUCACAGUCUAGAGAGCCUGAAGACUGUGACGUGGUUGGAGCCAGAAGGAAAAAAUGGAGACACCAGGCACUGUUUCCAGAUGUAUUUUUUACAUUUUUUUGUAUUUUUUUUUAUACAGGAAAUAUCAAUUGAUUUAAUAAAUUAAUUUUAAAGGAAAACUUUUUUUUCCCCGUAUUUAUAUAAAUGUUUCCACUAACGUGCAAUACU